Molecule: messenger RNA, 352 nt
Organism: Racocetra fulgida
Lineage: Eukaryota; Fungi; Glomeromycota; Glomeromycetes; Diversisporales; Gigasporaceae
Source: the annotation of a GenBank genome assembly
AUCCAAACUUUUAAACAUUCACCAAAACAUUACCAAAAAUUUAAAAGAUACACCCGUAACCCAAACACUACCAGCAACAACUUCGAGUGAUAUUGAAAGUGAACUUUUAGUAAAAUGCAGAAGAUCUGAAGAAACUAACCAACAUAACAACAAUAAUUAUAAAUCUGAAACUAACAAAACUAUCUUUACUAAACACGAUCAGGAGGAACCUGAAAAACCAGCUAAAAAAAAUAAGUCUCAAAAAAAUUGUGUACACAAUCAAACAAAAAUUAAAGAACUUCCCAUUAGAUCUACACGUAAUGCAAAAAAUCUACAAUAUUCAACUGUUGAUAUCGAAUCUGAUGAAAAAUAA